UAAUAAUAUCAUCAAUAACAAAAAAACAGUCAUUGUUUGCAAAAAUAAAAUCAUGGUAUCAUCCAACAUACAUAAAAUCAAUUGAUGAGCCUGCUGACAAAGAACCAAGGCUAAGAUAUUGUAAUGGACGUUUAACAAAACGAAAAUUCUUUUGUCUUAACUUGGCAAUAUUAUGUCUCUUAUUUACUUUGAUAUUCACUCCUUUAACCUAUUUUGUAAUAAUACCGGCUUUCGUAAGAUAUAAAAUUUCAAGUGUAAAUCUAAAUGAUAUAUCGAUCGAUUAUAUGGAUAUAGUGGAUUGGAGAUCAAAUGGUCUGUCGUUUGAUUGGGAGGCUCAUUUAUCAAAACAAUUUUUCUUGCCUUUAAAUGCAAAAUUAGAUCCAAUAAAUUUAACUGUUCACGACCAAGAUAAUAACAAUUUAUUAAUAAUUUCUGUACCUGAAAUGAAUGUUAAUAUUGGCGAACCUAUUGAUUUAAAAUUCAAAGGUGACAUCACAUUCGAGGAUAAUAGUGCUUUGUCAUCACUGUUGGAAAAAAUUUCUACUCCUGGUGGAAUUAAUGCCACAAAUAUGGUUGCUUCAACUGGCAUCUCUGUAAGUAUGUUUGGAAUUAAUUGGUAUAAGAAUUUAGAAAUUUCAAAAUCAAUACCAUUACCUAAACUGGAUAGUAAUUUAAUGAAUCUUUGGAGUAAUAUGCCACCUUUCAUAAUGUCUGCUGAUAAAACAAAGCCUGAAACAGAAAGUGUCAACGUUGGAGGUGUUAACUCAACAAUCGAAAAACCUCUUGUCAUCGAUGGAAUCGAAUAUUGGCAAAUUUUACCUGGGUUUCCACCAAUAAAUUUUAAAACUCUUGAUGUAAAACUUAUUGAUGAUGGUCCUAUCAUAUCAAUGUCUCUAUUAAUGCAAAAUCCAACAGUUUUAUCAAUUCCAAUACCAGACACUUCAAUUGCCAUAGAAUUGGAACAUUCUUAUUUUGCAACUACAAGUAUCCAAGGAUUCACAUUGACCCGUGGUUUAAACACCCUUAACUUGAAUUUGUCAAUGACUUUUGAUCCAAAUAGAAUAGUGACUUCCGAUCAAAUUGGUAAUUCUGUAUCUAAGGCAUUCGGUAAAAUACUUGGUGUAGAUCCUGACAACGAAGGAUUGAGUCUCAAUGUCAUAGGUCCAAUUAAAAUGACCGGUAUCGAUUCCAUCACUGAAAUAACUCAACACUUAUCUUUGAUCCUACCAAUAAAUGAAAUCGUUAAUAGGACAAAUCUUAAAUUAUUGUCAAACUUAUUAAAUGUGUCAGGGGUUGAAAGCAUUUUGCACACCGUGAAUUUUAAUGUCAAUGUUCAAAAUGAUCGAAUUGUUGUACCAAUUGAGAUUAAAAUGCCUUCAUUUUUGCCUUUGCUUCCAAGGUUUGAUUUUCCUUAUACUACAUCGUUAGGUCUAUUCAAAAAUGAUCAAAAUACACUGGAUAUCAUUUUAGAUGGAAUAUCAAUGACAAAUGAUGAUAAUUUGUUAAUAAAAACAACAGCACAAAUUAUUCCAAAUAAUACUUUAUUAGCAGCAGAUGCUCUUGGGAAAAUUGUAAAUCCAGCAUUGAAUUCUCAAAUCACUUUAAAUCAAAGAACUGACGUUUCUGGAUUUGAUAUUAACGGAAACGUCACAAUUCAAUAUCCACCACAAUUACCAAUAAUCGCCAUCAAUACUGGUUAUAUCUCUACCACUGUUGAUAUUGACAGUAGCUUAUUAUUGACUGCCAAUUUACCUAAUGGUAUCAGUUAUACAACCGACCAGCCCUCUACUUCAAUUGUAGCAUCAGCAUUACUAGACAAGAAUAAUAUCGAAUUACCUUUGAAGAUCGCUGACUUGGUUAAUGGAGUAUUAAGUGAAAAUGAUUUGCCAAUGCCGAUUUUAGGUGUCAGUAAUGUCAUAUUGGGUACAAGCCAACAGGUUAAUUUUGUUACAUUUAGUAAAGUAAUCGUACCAAUUAACCUCAGUACAUUAAAACCUGCUUUAAAAACUGCCAUAGAAACUAUGACAAAUUCGAUUCAAGAACAAAAAGGAUUGUUGAAGCUCAACGGUAUAGAUUUAGAUAUUCAAACAAGCACAUCCGUAUCAUUAAAAAUGCAAUCGACGCUUAACAAUCCAACAAAUAUCACAGCUAAUAUUGGUCAAAUAAGUCUUGGGGUGAUUUUGAAUGAUGGAAAAUUAGCAACAAUUAGCGUGUCACCGAUUCAAUUGCUUCUUGGUCAAAGUCCAUUGAACAUUGAUUUGGUAAUUGAACUUGCAACCGGUGCAAAUGGAAUGUCAAAUAAUGUUUUACAAUUGUUCCAAGAUAUUACUGCUAAAGAAGGAGCGGAAUUCAAAUCUGUCAUUGGAAUAACUGGGAUUGUAAUUUCACCACCUAUAACGACGCCUCAAGGAAACACGACUGCCGCAACAAUUGACCAAUUUAAUGCCACGAAAAUAACUGUUCCGUCAUCACUUAUACCAGCCUCAAAACUUCAAUCUAUCGAUAUCUCCAGCAUAAUUAAAGAUCCUAGCAACGCUAUUAUAGAUUUUACUGGUGUUUUGCCAAACGAUCAAACACAAUUGACCUUACCUACCAUACAAAGUGUGACUGUCAAAACUAUAGCAGAUGCAAAUUUGAUAGCUGGUGCAUUCUUUAAAUACAUAAAUCCAUUACCAUUGAGUGUGAGAAUUCCAUAUUUGUACUUUACAUUAUCAUUAGACGAUAACGCCAUAGUAUCUAUGUCGAUUGUAAAUGUUGAAUUGAAGCGUGGUGAAGGAGGGGGCACAAUGUCUCCUUCCGCAGUAAUAAAAUUUUAUAAUUCGGAAGGCGCUCAAACAUCCCUAAACACUUUUGUUGACAACAUUUUAAAUAAACAAAUUUCUCAAAAAGUGUCUUUGUCAGAAAUUUAUUUUGGUCAAGCUCCAAAUAAUUCCAACGAUUUGAUUAGCCUGUUAAAUCUAAAUCUACCAAUAGAAAUUUUAAACGUAGAGACCAUCAUUAAUAAAGUAAUGGAACUAUCACCAAUUAAAUUACCACUUGGUAUAGAUCAAUUGUUGGGUGGAUUUGCACCACAACUAACGUCGGUCGAUAUAUCAACCAAAUCAAAUAGACAUCUGAGUUUACAAAUAGGAGCUCAAUUAACAAUUCCGUUUGAUAUCGUUGCUGAUGUUGGAUUUUUUGCAACGAAAUUAUCGUUGGAUGGUUCUUCGUUCACUUCGGUAACUGUUCCCGGAUUGAAAAUCAGCGGAUCCGGUAAAAAUGAUGUCAGCUUGGGAAUAGAACUGGGAUUCAGCAAUGAUGAUGCGGUGAUUCCCGACUCUAUCAAAACUAUAUUGGAUAAACUGGCUGGCGGAGAUUUUAUUUCCACGAAAAUCGGUAUUGAUGAUGUUGUAUUAGGUGUGAGCGAAAGUGACACGAUAAAGACAUUAGGAAGAAUUUCAUUAUCAACAGAAAUUGGUAAUCUUGUAAGCGGGAAAAUAGAUUUCAAAUCACAACUAGACAAAAUUUUAAGCGAACUGGCUAGCAGUACAACACCGAUAAUUUCAGUUGGCAAUGGAACAAUAUCUCUCAAUAUACCAAAUUUAGUUCAAAUGGAAAUAAGCAAUAUGGCAAUUAAAGUUUUACCAGAUCAAAUAAUUAACGUCGACAUAACUACUUCAAUUACACUACCGUUUUCGUUAACAAUGAACAUUGGUUUUGCGGGCGUUGAUGUGUUUUUGGAUGACAUUUCAGCAGUGGAAUUAUCAGUUUCAGCGUCAAGUCAAGGCAAAUUGGUCACUAUCAAUACACAAAUGAAAUUAGGCGGUGACGACGUUGUUGAUUUAUCCGAUAAAAUAGGCUCUAUAACUCAAUCGUUCUUUAAUAACGAAGAAAUUUCAGGCACUUUGGGCAUUAGAUCUCCGUUAAUCGGAUCUUCAAAAGACGAUUUAAUCAAAGCAUUUUCACAAAUCUCCAUAGAACUGUCGAUGAAUGAGCUCUUAACUCCAAUAUUUAAAAAUAUACCAAGAUCAAUAGAUCCGAUAACUUUGUUAGAUCAAUUCGGUUUCAAACUUGAAUCAGUCUAUAUAGCUUCGACAACUGGACCAUCAAUUGUUGUAAAUCUUAAAGCAAGUUUUGUAAAUAAUUUUCCAAUCAGCAUGGAUUUAGGAUUUUUGUCGCUAUCUCUUGGAUUAGAUAAAGUGCCAUUAAUAGGCUUUAAUUUACAAGACCUUCAAGUUGGUUCAGGAGCAAACAACGGUUUAACGUUGACUUCUGUUGUGUCUUUUAUCGCAGACUUUGAUGACGCACAAACUAAAAUUGCGGAUUUCAUUUCGAAUUUACAAAAAAACGGACUUGGAUCAACAACAGAAUUAAUAACAAUCGACAACAUUAAAAUCGGUGCAACUGGGAAUGAUGUUAUCAUAGCUUUAACAAAAGUCAUCAUUGGUUUGCCAUCAAGUUCCAUCAUUAAUCAAAAAUUUGCUGAAAAAUUACUUAAUAUGAUCGGUUUGACAUUGAAUGAUCUUACAAUAGACGGAUUGAUCAAUAGGUUGAGCAUUCAGAAAUUAAAUAUGAACUUAUUAUCGUCUGACAAUUCCGGCCCAAUUGUCGUUGAUGGUCAAAUCGGAUUAAAUAACAUUUCAUUCCCGAUCACAGUCGAUAUGAAUUAUUUGGCUGUUAAAUUAUCGUUGAAUUCUAAUGAUCUAACACAGUUAACAAUGACCGGCCUUAAAAUCACAACAACAAAUAACAAUCAAAUAUUGACAGAAUUUAAAGUUGAAAUGUUAUUAAAAGAUUCUGAUGGAUUAGAACAAGAUAUCGCCACUAUAGCUAAAACUAUCAUAGAAACAAAUGAUGUUAUACCCGGAAAUGCAUUUGUCACCGGAUUGUUAUUUGGAGAAAAUGAAAAUGAUAACAUCAAUCUAUUGUCUAAAGUAAGCUUGUCAUUACCAUUAAAUCCGCUUUUGCAACCAAUCAAACAAACAGCAUUUAAAUUAGUCAAUGGGUUAUUGGAUGGUACAAGUCCACUCAGUCUCAAGUUAGAAGAUAUUAUAUUGGGAGUAAAAGAUCCAGAUGUGAUGAGUGUUGAUUUCGCCUCGAGUAUUGCUGGAUUACUCCAGCAAAUCUCGAUCAGUGUUCCAUUUGCAAGUAUAGAUAUAAAUUUCGAUGGAGAACAAUACAUAACCUCGGUAAUUAAUGGCCUGAAAUUAGAAAAUGGAGAAUUUAAAACUUCAAUCGAUCUUAAAUUUACCGAUAAUAAAACAAUAUCAAACAAAUUGGCAAAUAUUGCUGCUGACAUAGUUUUUAGAAGGCUUACAAACAUCGUGACACAAAACGUUGGUAUAACUAAUAUAAAAUUUGGUGGCUCGGCAGAUAAACCUUACUCGUUAAUGAGUAAAAUAAGUGUUGCUUUAGAUGUUGGUAAAUUUAUCAAUCAGGCGGCCAAGUUCAAUAAUGAUAAUAACCUAUUAGUCAUUGAUGAUAUUCAGGCUAAAGUUGUACCUCAAGGAGUUGUAGCGAAAUUCACAGCUCCAGCAAUACCAAAUUUACCUCUAACAUUUAAUGUGCCUUCACUCUUGGCGGUUGUGUUCAUGAAUAAUGGUAAUGGCGUGGACUCGAUUACAAAUGUUAAUGCUCGACCAACAAUCAAAAAAGGUGAUCCGAAAUGGAGUUUUCAAUUGGAUAUUUUCAUAGAAAAUGAUCCCAUGGCAAAAGCACUGGAAAUCGCAGUACCAAAUUUAUUGGAAUUCAAAUCUUUUACACAAGGUGUAUCGCUCGGUGGAAUAUUUUUAUGCCAAAAAGAUGACUGCAUAAGCCGUUCAGAUAACGACUUCAAGAUAUUCGAUCAAAUAAUAUUCCCGGCACCUCCUUUAAUCUUAUGGUCUCCCAUUCAAGUAUCAUUGACAAAAAUCUUGCCAAUAAACCUUCUAAUAUCAUUUACUAACCCCAGUCCAUUACAUAUGGAUAUUGGUAAUUUUAAAUUUGCAUUAGAAAACAGGGGUGAUUCAAUAUUUGAGAUAUUUUCGCAAAGCUCAAUCAUAAUCAACAAUUUACUCGAAGGUCAAGGUAAAAAUAGUAUACCGAUCGAAGCAAAAUUGACAUUGGAUGUGUUACAAAUUCCACAAAUAAUUAUCGACUUACCAAAAUUCGAUGAAGCGUUUGACAUAAAAAUCACAGUUGAUCAACCUGACUCGGGGCCAAUUAGUUGGUUAAAUGACCUCUUGAAAAAUUUACCUAGAACUGUAUUGAAAAACUUUGUACCUAUCAUACAAGCAUCAUCAACAGAUGCUAUUCCUGCUUCCACCAUUAUUGCUAAUCAAACUGAUAAAAAUAAUCUAUUUUCUGAUAAUCUAAUAAAUUUAAACAAUAAUAAUUCCAUAAUUAGUUGGGUAAUAAAUAGUUCGGACUUUUAA
Molecule: messenger RNA, 6392 nt
Organism: Entrophospora candida
Lineage: Eukaryota; Fungi; Glomeromycota; Glomeromycetes; Entrophosporales; Entrophosporaceae
Source: the annotation of a GenBank genome assembly